UUAUUAUUCGUUCAUCCUGCGUACGGUCGACAGGCAGCGCGUGAAGAAGAGUGCAGUUACAGUGCAGUUUAACCCACGUAGUGCUAGAAAAGUGCUAGUUUCUACCGAAAAUGCGUACGCUAGCGGUUUUGUUUGCCGCCUUUCUGGCCGUUAACGCCAAGGUGUACUUUGAAGAAGGAUUCAAAGACGAUUCGUGGCAAAAGACCUGGGUCCAGAGCGAGCACAAGGGUGUCGAGUACGGUAAAUUUGUGCACACUGCCGGAAAGUUCUACAAUGAUGCCGAAGCCGACAAAGGUCUGCAAACGUCGCAGGAUGCCCGUUUCUACGCUCUGUCGAACAAGUUUACGCCGUUCUCGAACAAGGACGAUACCCUCGUCAUCCAGUUCUCCGUGAAGCACGAGCAGAACAUUGACUGCGGCGGUGGCUACCUGAAGGUGUUCGACUGCUCCGUGGACCAGAAGGAUCUGCACGGCGAGACGCCGUACCUGGUCAUGUUUGGACCGGAUAUCUGCGGACCGGGCACGAAGAAGGUGCACGUGAUCUUCAGCUACAAGGGCAAGAACCAUCUGAUCAACAAGGACAUCCGCUGCAAGGACGACGUGUUCACCCACUUCUACACGCUGGUCGUGCGCGCCGACAACACGUACGAGGUGCUGAUUGACAACGAGAAGGUUGAGUCGGGCAGCCUGGAGGAUGACUGGGACUUCCUGCCGCCGAAGAAGAUCAAGGACCCGGAAGCGAAGAAGCCGGAAGACUGGGACGAUCGCGCGACCAUCGCCGAUCCGGACGAUACCAAGCCGGAGGACUGGGACAAACCGGAACACAUCCCCGACCCAGAUGCCACCAAGCCCGACGACUGGGACGAUGAGAUGGACGGCGAAUGGGAGCCACCGAUGAUCGACAACCCCGAGUACAAGGGCGAAUGGAAGCCGAAGCAGAUCGACAAUCCGGCCUACAAGGGUGUCUGGGUGCAUCCGGAGAUCGACAAUCCCGAGUACGAGGAGGACAAGAGCCUGUAUCUGCGCGAGGAAGUGUGCGCCGUCGGCAUUGACGUGUGGCAGGUGAAGUCGGGCACGAUCUUCGACAACUUCAUGAUCACGAACGAUCUCGAGGAGGCGAAGAAGGUGGCCGCUAGCGUGAAGGAGACGCAGGAAGGCGAAAAGAAGGUUAAGGACGCCCAGGAGGCCGAGGAGCGCAAGAAGGCCGAAGAGGAGGCGGCUGCCGAAGAGGCUGCCAAGGAUGACGAAGAUGAGGACGAUGAGGAUGAUGCGGACAAUGCGCUGCCGGGUGAAGCGACCGAGCUGGAUGACGAGGGACACGAUGAGCUGUAAAGAGGGAGGCAAAUCAACUAACAGCAGCAACCGCCACAGGGCGGUUCCAUAGCGUGUUCCUAUGGAAUGCGGCAACCGGAGGAAGGAGAGGAGAGUUGUAGUAAACGGAAGAACAAAUCGACUGCCACAGAUACAAAGCGAGACGAGCUGGAGACGAGACCAAAACCAACGUACGAACAAUGAGGACUAAACGCAGUAGCAUUUCACUAACAACAGCAGACCAGGCGAAAUUGUAAAAGAGAACGCUUAGGAGAACACAAGUCAAGCAAUCUGGUUUAGGUAGCAGAUAACGUCCAGAGAGAAGCAACGGACUGAUGAGGAUAAACACUAGGUACACUUGAGAAAUGUGGCAGCAGCACUCCCUCAACUGCAGGAAUAUCAUCUCGAUGAAGAUAUCCUCUUACUAUGCGAGGCUCUGGAUUGAAGACACGUGUGGUUAUGGUUUUGUCCUGGCUACCUAUGAUUUACAACAUUUUUCGGUGUUCCACUGUACAGUAUGAACGCCCCUUUAUAGUUACUCGCCUGUGUUUGACUAUGUUCAAGUAGUCGUUUGGAUGUGGGCGUACGGGAGAACACACGCGAAUGGUUGAUUGGAAUGCGCAGGAUUGCCGAGUAAUCUCACACGCCUGUACCGUCGUCUCUCUCUUUUUCCUAAUUGCACGUGUCUAUCUAUUGAAUGCCGUGCAAGAGUCUCCGAUGAGGCAUGUACCGGGCGGCAGAAAGGGUUAUUGUUUUGUGGGUAUCGUUUUGUUUUAAUUCUAAUUCCCUAUAAGAGUGUAUCUGAGUUAGGUUUUUAAGAACAACAAGCAGGCAAUCGUACAGAUGUGUAAAAUAUGAAGCCCAUGGACAAAUAUCGACAGCUAGGUAACAACAGGAAGAAUCCUUGUUGAGCAAAUGCCGUGGUGUGUUAACGAAAAAAAAAACAAGAGUCAAAACGAGAAAAAAAAUAAAAUAAAAUUGAAAACAAUAA
Anopheles arabiensis is the source of this 2301-nucleotide messenger RNA. RefSeq names its product calreticulin. The transcript is spliced from 3 exons. Gene Ontology annotation, molecular function: calcium ion binding. Gene Ontology annotation, biological process: protein folding. The record is from RefSeq and is a predicted model, not a curated record. NCBI's taxonomy places the organism in Eukaryota, Metazoa, Arthropoda, Insecta, Diptera, Culicidae. Gene Ontology annotation, cellular component: endoplasmic reticulum; endoplasmic reticulum membrane. The coding region runs from base 111 to 1331 and encodes 406 amino acids.